AGCACGCGUUCGAACUCCAGGUGAAAAAAAUAAACAAAUUGCUGCGGAGCAACAAGUGCCGGAUAAAGGAUAAUGGGAGUCCGGGGCCUAACCAGUUAUAUAGCACAGCGUGCGGAGAUCUAUCUGAAGCCCUUCGAGCUCCACUCCACGGCGCUGGUCAUCGACGGUGACAACCUUUCCUGCAAUCUGUACAAGGAUGUCACCGGCAGUUACUCUGCCUUCGGAGGAGACUACGAUGACUUCUACCGGGCAGUGGUGCAGUUUUUCCAGGUCCUGGCCGAGUGCAACAUCCGGCCGUACGUCCUCAUGGAUGGUGGCUACGAGGAGCGCAAGUUGCGGACAGUCAGCACCCGGCUGCGUGGAAAAAUCACCGUGAUCAAGAAGAUUAACCCGAACGCAUCCAUUACUCUGUUCCCCCUGCACAUGAAGGAGGUCUUUGUGGACGCAGUGCGGGAUUGCGGGGUCCCAGUGAUGCGGUGCGUCUUUGAGGCGGACGACGAGCUGGCCGCCCUGGCCAGGAAACUCAACUGCCCAGUGCUCUCCUACGACUCCGAUUUCUACAUCCACAAUGUCAAGUACAUACCGCUGAUCACGCUGACUGUGAAGGUGCUCACCAAACAGGUGAAGGACAAGAAGAACCACAAGCAAAAGGACUCUCGUGAUCUGCGACGCAACGAAGCCAAGAAUGUCGAGAAGCGCACCAAAUCCAACAAGAUUGUGGGCGGUAUACAAACCUCAGAGCAAGUAGCGUCCCCAAAAGGGAAUACCAAAACCUACAAGUACCUCGACUGCUGUAUCUACCGAGUGUCGCAUCUUUGUGGACGAAGCACUCUGAGCCCCGAGAAACUGCCACUUUUUGCCGCACUCCUGGGCAACGAUUAUAUAGCUCGCAGCGCCUUUAAGAACUUUUUUGCCUCCGGAUUGGGAAAAGCGGGUAGGAGUCGCAAACUUAAGAUUCAACAGAAGCGCAUUCAGGUAAUCCUUACGUGGCUGAAGGAAGAAACGGCGGAGUCUGCUUUGGCUAAAGUGUUGUCCAGGUUAAAAAAGAACCAGCGGGAAUCUCUGGUGUCCCAGGUCCAGGCAGCCAUCUCUGGUUACUCCAAUGAGUUGUGCCACGCCUACGAUUUCUUUGAGGAGCACUACGAAAAGGCUUUUCCUUAUAUAGAACCUACGAGUGAAGAGGAAUCAGGCGAUGAAGAAGAUUUGGCUAGUUUGGAGGAGAACUUAUCAGCAGGCGAGGGAGAAGAGAAGCAAAGGGAAGCUGAAAACGAAGAGUAUAAGGAGCAACAGAAGGAGGAACAGCCAGAGAACGAAGAGCUGGACUCUGGAGAGGAUGUUGAGGAGGAAGAGGAAUCUGAUGAAGGUCUUGAAAUCGAAGUGGAGGACAAAACACUACUCUUCCCGCAAUGGUUUCUAGACAAACUGUACCCGGCUCACUUGGCCCGCUACUUUGUGGAUCUUAUGCACCUACGAAAGUACAUAAACAACCCACAGAUAGAACACUUUCCCUUCCACGACUCCAAUGAACUGGCAUUGCCCAUCCUGAACCACGUUUUCUCCCUUCUACACCAUGUGGAGGGUGAGAAAACGGAGCCACAGUUGGAUGAGGAGGGUUCGCCACUCCCCAUUGAGUUUACCUACCUAACUAGAGCUCUUCGAGUGACUAAUGUAAGGUAUCUCAAGAUGCCCAUUGAAAAGGAGCCAGCUUAUGCUUUCGAACCGUCUGCACCGGAUGCCAGGCAUUUGAAGGCUGUAUUUAAAGACAAUAUUCCGCAUGCCGAUACAGAGAAGCUGUUCAAGAAGGUGGAUGAGCUGCCGGAGGAUCUAAGGCUGUACUUUCUGGCUAUUAUUUACUGGCUGCAUCGCUCGGAGCACUGCGAUCUGCUGCACCUCCACUCGCUCAUCCUUUCUUUGAUUGUGUUGCGUACCAUCGAUGUUACGAUACCCGCAGAGAGAGAAGUGAAAGCUUUUCGCAAGAGAUUUAGCAAGAUUUUGAAGGCAGAACGAGCAGUGAGGGAUAAAGAAGUCGCCGAAGGGAUCAAACGUGGCAUUAAACCCAUUCUUCUUGAGCUUUCUGUGCCAGAUCGGAUGCCCCAUGUACCGAAAUCGGACUGUUAUUUAACCCAAGAACGCCUGCUACCGCAUUUCCACAUGCAGGAGAUCUUCAAGAAAAAGUUUGAUUUGUACUCCUCAACGGUUAUUCACUCAUUUGCCGAAUUUCAGGCUGUGGUCUUUCAACUCAAUGGCCUCAACUCACUCUUAGAUUUCCCAUUAUUAAGUCCCAGAAUGAAUCAACUUUAUUGCGGCUCUUUUCUCUACAAUAUCUAUGAUCUUUUAAGAAAUCGCGCCGAUGUCCGCUACCAUGUAGAAAACUUUCUAUUGCCCGACUCCAAAAUGAUGUUCGAUUUCUAUUGCUUUUUGUACGAUUGGUGUGCGGAAUUUAUUCCACAUUGGAAACAAACAGAGGUGGAUCAAACGGCAGUGAAGGCCCAAAAGAAGCGACUGAAGAAGCAGCGUCAGGCGGCGAGGAAAACGGAAGGAAAGGAGUGCAAUGCGGACCCCAAUGCGGAUAUGGUCGAGGAUGCAGAUCCCGAAGAUGCCUUCUUCGAUUUGAAUAACAAAUUCUGCGCGCUCAAAGUGGCGUAGCGAAUUAUAACUUAUUAAGUGCAAUUUAAAACUUGUUAUGCAGUUACAUAAUUCUAACUUGAUUAAUUUAAUAAAUACAAGUUUUAAA
Messenger RNA from Drosophila rhopaloa, 2734 nucleotides. RefSeq names its product protein asteroid (gene ast). Bases 73 to 2646 code for a protein of 857 amino acids. The transcript is spliced from 3 exons. NCBI's taxonomy places the organism in Eukaryota, Metazoa, Arthropoda, Insecta, Diptera, Drosophilidae. The record is from RefSeq and is a predicted model, not a curated record.